UCCUCUGCCGCAGCAGCGCAGCCGGUAACCAGAGGAGGGGGGAGCACGGUCGGACGGGAAUGGACCGCACAGGCAAGGCUAGCCUACAGUGAGGCCGACAUAUCUCGGUCUUUAGAUACAUGAUAAUAUCACCGAGUCAAAACGAGAGUAGGACCAGAACGAGCCGAGUUUUAGCGAAGGCCAGACCCCCUCCUCUCUGUGUCUGCCUUCAGCCUACAGCCUAUUCACAGAUCCUAUCAAACAGACCUCAUUCACAAACGGAGGUUUAGGUAUAUUUUCAUUUAAAAGCCGAAUUCGGUGUCGUUUAGCCGGCUGCCGGAUCCUGCGCCUCGUCCUGCCGGUUUCCUGCGCCCCGGUUCGCCCUUCAGCAGCGUCUCCGCGUCCCCGCUGUUCCUGUCAGCUGCUGCGCAUCAGCAAAACAUGCAGGAUGAGCCUGUGGGGGUGACAACCACGCAAUUACCCCCGUCAACCGAGGAAAAGGACAGCGAGAGAAGCACGGUUAGCAAAUCCGGGCGCCGAACCGACAACCAGGACAGCCAGCCGAGCUCCGUGACGCCGGAUUAUAACCAUCUGAACCAGAAGAGAGCUUUCCCCGAUUUCGAUCGAGAUCAUUUUUGCCCUACGCAGUCUCUGUGUGACCUUCAGCACAGCCGAAAAAUACAUCAGCAGUUAAGUCAGCACACUGAGUUUAGCCCCACAGAGUCGCCCCCACCCCAGAGACAUUUCAGUCACCUGCCGCAGAGGCAGCCCGGGCACAACGCUGCUGACCCCUGCGGCUCUCCAGUGGAAGAGGCUCAAGCCGAUGCUGCGUCGCCAUCGCCCACUUCUGUAAAUCCACACAAGAUCCAAAUGGACUCCCCCAUCGCCCACCAUAUAAAUAACGGCAAUGGCAGCAGCAGCAGCACCGGCAACAUGUUGUCCGGAGGUCUCAGCGCCGCUUUCCCGAACCUCCCCACCCAGGAGAUGCAGAGCGCCAGCGUAGGCUCGUCUUCACCCUCGAUACCUGGGUUCGGCACCCCGUGGUCCGUGCAGACCAGCUCCUCGCCCCCUCCCGCACCCAACUCCAUCAACCCCAUCCACGCCAACGCCAUUAACCAGAUGCCCAACACGGACUCUGACAACAGCUUCUACCCAGGUAUCCCCUCCUCCAUCAACCCGGCCUUCUUCCAGAGUUUUUCGCCAGUGUCAGCUAAUCCGUGCGCCGGGAUUAAUGUGCAGGGCUUCAGCGGUCCUUUCUCGCCCCAGAUAAACGUCCCUCAGCAGGCGCAGAGUCGCAGGUCCCCGGUCAGUCCGCAGAUGCAUCCCCAGCAGGGCGCCUUCCUGCAGCAGAGGAACAACUACAACCAACAUCAGCCCAUGGUGAAGCAGUCUCCCUGGGGCAGUCACCAGGGGAACGGCUGGGGUUCGGGGGGGAUGUCCUGGGGCCGAGACCACCGCAGAGGGAGUGGCAUGGGCGUACCUGGCUCAGUCAGCCACGUCUCGCCUCUGAAGAAGCCCUUCUCGAGCAACAUCAUCGCUCCACCCAAGUUCCCACGCUCUGGAGGAUCACUGGGGCCUAAAUCCUGGAUAGAGGAGAACAUGUUUCGCACAGACAGCAACAGCAACACUCUGUUGCCCCUGCAGGACCGCACCAGAAUGUAUGACAGUCUGAACAUGCACUCCCUGGAGAGCUCUCUGAUCGACAUCAUGCGGGCCGAGCAGGAUCCGAUGAAAGGCCGUGUGGGAUGCCCUAACCCCGGGGCUGACGGCCUACUCAUGCUCAAUGCCAGGAGCUAUGGGAGACGUCGAGGCCGCUCCUCCCUCUUCCCUAUUGAUGACAAUCUCCUCGAUGAUGGCCACGGCAACCAGGGCGUCCCAGGAGUCCUCGGCUCCCCCAACUGUUACCCCCACCAAAACGGGGAACGCAUCGAGCGCUUCUCCCGCAAGGUGUUUGUGGGAGGUUUGCCCCCUGACAUAGAUGAAGAUGAAAUAACCUCAAGCUUCCGCCGCUUUGGUCACCUGGUGGUGGACUGGCCACACAAAGCAGAGAGCAAAUCCUACUUUCCACCUAAAGGAUAUGCAUUCCUGCUGUUCCAGGAAGAGAGCUCGGUGCAGGCUCUGAUUGAAGCCUGCAUGGAGGAGGACGGGAAGCUCUACCUGUGUGUCUCCAGCCCCACCAUCAAGGACAAACCUGUGCAAAUUCGACCUUGGAACUUGAGCGACAGUGACUUUGUGAUGGAUGGAUCUCAGCCCCUUGAUCCCCGCAAGACCAUCUUUGUGGGAGGUGUCCCUCGCCCCCUGAGAGCAAUUGAGCUGGCCAUGAUUAUGGAUCGUCUCUACGGUGGAGUGUGCUACGCCGGCAUUGACACCGAUCCGGAGCUCAAGUACCCCAAGGGGGCGGGGCGAGUGGCCUUCUCCAAUCAGCAGAGUUACAUUGCUGCCAUCAGUGCGAGAUUUGUCCAGCUGCAGCACGGAGACAUUGACAAGCGGGUGGAGGUGAAGCCGUACGUCCUGGAUGAUCAGCUCUGUGAUGAGUGUCAGGGUGCACGCUGCGGAGGGAAAUUUGCUCCCUUUUUCUGUGCUAAUGUCACCUGUCUGCAGUACUACUGCGAAUUCUGCUGGGCCAACAUCCACUCCCGCGCAGGACGAGAGUUUCACAAGCCGCUGGUCAAAGAGGGAGCCGACCGCCCGCGCCAGAUUCACUUCCGCUGGAACUAGAGAUGCGACCGCGGCCAUGGCGACAGUCAGAGGGAAGGGGAACGAAACACUGGCUAACAGGAAAAAGAGUAUCGCUCUGCCUCUCCUGCUUUCCUAAGCUAUCAGUAUAAUCGAGUACGUAACACUAUACAGUAUAUACUAUAUAUAUCUAUAUAUCUUUUGUAGCAGCCAAACACCACAAGCCUCAGUUUUUCACCAAAACCCCCCUCACAUCUCAGGCUGACAACUCUACAACUCUUUUGUGGUACUUUCAUCUUUUCUAAGAGGAGAUUUAAAAAAAGAGAUUGAUUUUUGUAGGUUUUUUUAUUAUUAUUAUUUUUGUAUGUGAGAUUUAAAGUAGAUAUGGGAAUGUUUUUUGCAUGGGGGCAGCUUGUCUGUCUGUCUGCUGCUAGCCACCCCAACAGUGCGUGUAGUGCACACUUGUUUCUGGGAAAACCUUGAUUCUCCAAUGUUGACACCGGCCCCAGGUCAUUAACCAAAGGUAGCAAAAAGAUAGGAAGCAUACAAAUUGACACAUUUUCUGACGCAAAACAAACGGUUGUUUUUAACGUUGCCAUGGGCUCUUACUUCCUGUUAGAGAGUUUAUUAAAAACAAAAAGACGAUAGGGUUAUUUCUGCGCUCACACUGACCCAUAGAGUGAUACCUCAAAAUACUAAAUCUGGUUUCUGCUAAACGUAUUCAACAUUUAUACUUAAACAAGCUAUUUUAGAAGCUUCGCUGCUAUAUAUACAUAUAUAUGAAUAGAUGUGUAGGUAUUAUAUUUAAUGCCAUUUAUAAACCAGAAUCAUGUAAAAUGAAAUGCAGUAUGCACUCAACCACUAUUGGCCCCCAUUGCCAUGGAAAGUGCAUGUUACGACAAUAGGCUUAGCUACACAACUAGCAUGCAGGAAAAACACUGAGAAAAAAACAAAAAACAAACCACUGAAAUCAUAAUUAAAGAAAAUAAAUUCUAUAGCGAGUAGCAUGAACAUCUAUUACAGAUGCUUACGAGGGAAAAAAAAAUCAGACAAAGCUAAAUAACUGAAAAAAAAAACAUAUUUAAACUUGCAUGCAUUGAUGUUUAUCUGUUGUUUGAUCUGUUUACAUACUUAACGAUACAAAAAGUGAUAUUGGUUCUACUGUAGACUUAGUGGACGCCAUCAUUUUGUGACACGGUGGCUUGUAUGGCAAAAAAAAAACUCCUGUUGAGAAGCAGAGUGGUGUUCAGUGGUUUGUGUUUGUGUCGUCCCUGUGCGUGCUGUGUGACUGUUUUUAGUCUAGACUGAGGCUCUAGUUUAGUUACCAACAGAUUCUGUAGAGGAGAAUUUAACCAUUGAAAUGACUCUGCCUUCACCCUUCCUAUCCCGCAUCUCUGUGUGGCUCCAAAGGUCAAUCCGAGACAGUGUCGCCCCGGCAGACCAAACAAAAGACUUGAUCAGUUUGGAAGACUUAAAGCUACAGUUGGUGACUUUUACAAAAAAUAACCUUUUGUCAUAGUUGCUGAAAGUGUCACUUUAUCCUAACAGUAGUACAUGAGACAGAUAAUCUGUAAAUGGCACUGCAAUGCAUGAAUCCACCGCAUCUGAACAAAAACAACCAAUAGGAGCUCGGAGGAUUCUCUGAAGCCCCUUUCCCACUGCACAAAACACCCACAAACAUCCACUAACAUCUGGCUCACAAUCUGCAUUCACUCCCGGGUCAAAUGACUCUGCAGUAGUCACAGGUUUUUAUUGGCUCUGGCUCUGAUCAGCAGUGAUGGAAGUACGACAUCCAGGUGGACGCGCUAAUUUUAGUUCCUUUGCUGGCGCGAUGCAGUGACAGGCCUCUGCAAAGAUCAUUCAUCUCCAUCCAAGUACACUCAAACAUUGAUACAAAUUUAGUUGGCUCUGAGUUUGAUUUCAGUUGCUUUCACUUUAAAAACAAAAGACGGACAGUGGACUUCUUCCAUUUACUCACCUUUGCCUUGUGCAUAUUUGUUGGUAAAGGAGUUUUUUCAUUGCUGGUGUUCUCAGCCAUCAUGGUUGCAAAUCUUCUCUUGAAGCCACACGCUGAAGAUAUUGAGCUUGACUGCGUGACAGCAUACAUGAGGAGGCGACAUUAGAUUUCCUAGGAUAGCAUCCACUGGUUUGUGGAGUCCCAUUUUGAAGCCUCAAGUUCAGCAUUUCAGCCGGCACCAUCUCGGUUAUUUGGGCAAAAGGCUGACCCUGUGGAGCAAGGGGUGGGUCUGACUGGGAAAGCGGCCCCGCCCUUAAUUAUGUGUACCUUUUAGCCUUAAUAACAUUUAAACCGAUGAGUCGUAUAGAAAUUCAAAUGAUUCUGUGCGUGUGCCCCAUUCCUCUGUCUUAUCAUGGGUGUGUCCCACCGCCACAUUUUCUUCACUGAUACUCGGUCAAAUGUCUCUAAAGGCUCUGACAGAUGCGAAAAAUGCAGAAAAAUCGAACAUGUUCUGAAAAUUUUAAUGGUGGAGGAAAGUUUCGGACUCAGAUUGCAAACAUGAUUGACGCCACAUGAAGUUGUAUUUAUUUUUAGACGUGCAAUAAAUUCAGACCAAAAAAAAACCAAUGGACUAAAUGUGCAAGUAGGGCCGGUCAUGCCUUCGUUAUCCAAGGAAACACUUAUUCGUACGGGGGAGGGGGCCAAGCAGUGAUUGAUAUGUGUUGGAGACUCCUCCUGGCUCUGAUUGGUUGUUUUCAGUCAGGCAUGGUGGAAUUUUGCCAGUGCCAUUAGGAUCACUAUGAGGACCUUUAGGAACAUGAUUUUAUCACAAAUGAUCUGUCUCAUGCACUCCUGUCAGGAUAUAGUUAACGUUUCGGCAACUAAAACAAAUCUUUAAGAAGUGACCUACUGUAGCUUUAACUGGGAAAAUGGACUCUCUUAAUGAGUCGUUGAAUCAGUCAGGCUUUCAUGCUGUUUGGCUGCAGCUCUGUGAAAAAGACAAAAGUAUCUCUGCAUCUCCUCGUCGAGCUUCUACGACAAGGAUGAUGACACUUGGUCUCUUGGCGUGCUUAAGAUGAAACUCUCCUCUCCUUGUUUGUGUUGUUUGAUUUCCACCCUUGAAUUACUCUAAAAAAAAUAUUUAGGGACAAUCUUUUCAUGAGGAUGGUGGCCCAGCCAUCCAUUUGGUACUGUACAAGUAUGUCGCUCUCGUGUCGUCGUGGUUUUUGUGUUCCACGCCCCGGUGUGUGCUCCUCAGUAUCGGUGUUCAGGCGUCAAGUGUGUACUGUUACAAAUCCGUAAUGGAACUCUACGUUUAUUUACUUAUAGUUGAGUCAGAUCAUUUAAUUUGUUUGUGUCAACUACUUACCCAUCACUGGCCCUUCAACAUGUUUUUAUAAUAUAUAUAUUAUGCACUACUUUUCUAUAUCCCCGCUUGUUUUAUUUCUUAUCCACCCCCUUACGUGAUUUCAGUGCUGAUUCUCUGAAACCUCCACCUAUUUAUAAUUCUACAGAUGAUUUAUUAAAUUUUUAUUUUUUCAUGAUUACUUAUUUAAGAUGUAGCGUGAAGCAGUGGUCUUAAGUUAUCUAUGUUCUGUAUGAGUAGAGCAGGAAUCCAAUAUUUUCUAAUAUAUUCUAAUGUAGUCUGGGUGUCGUGAGGACGGGGAGUCAGACCGGCAUUUGAUGGAGGUGAAAGUCUAAAGAGCGAGCUCCCGUCGUCUCACCGUGGCUUUAGUUCUCAUGAUGCGAACAUGUUUGAAUAUCGUCACCUGUAACACUUGACUCGUGCUGUUUUUGUGAGGUUCUAUUUUCUAUGUUGAACACUGUUACUUUGUUCUGUAUGUGUCUUUGUUUUUGUAAAAAUCAUAUUUAUUUCACUAUUUUUGUAGACAAAAAAAAAACUAUUUGAUUUUGAUUGUAUUUUUCUAUUUAAAUAGGACUAUUAUACAAUUUAUUUCUCCCCCUGUGCUAAUUACGUCCAAAAGUUCUGUUCAAAGACAAAGAAUCAUGUCAUUAGUAACAACAUCAAAGUUUUUUGAUAUACAGUUGAUUCUUAUUUUGAUACACAUGACACAUUUCAUUUGAAGGAAGGAAACAUGAAGGUUUUAUUAUAUUCUUGGAAGACACUUGAGAUUCUCCCCUGUUGCAUCGAGGCCCCAGCUGCCUGUCCUCGUAGAUGCUCUGAAACUUGAAUAUAACACAUUUUGAAAGGCUGACUAACCUCGAAUCUGUGUUGUGAUGUGCAAUACUGUUUCUAAUGUUUGUAUAAAAAGUAAGAACUACAGUGUAAACCUUUUUAAUGCAGAUUUAUUUUUUUCAUUGCAUAUUUUGCAGAUUUCUGAUCCACAGUGUCAUUUUUUACUGUCAGAAAAAAAAUAAACCCCGUUUUUUCAUUGCAACUAUUUUUAAAUCCAGAUAUCUUUGUACUGAUGUAAAUGAUUGUAGUUAUUUUGGAUAGUGUUUUGCUAACAAAAGGAGAGACUUUUUCAUGCAUAUUUCUAUUUCAUUUCAUCUUGUUUUAUCCCACGUUUUUAUUUCGUUUAAUAGUAGCAGAGUUCUUGGAAUAAUUUUUCAUAUUUAAAUGUCAUUGGUAUUAUUUUGUAUUUUUAUGUGGAAAUACACUAUAUAUAAAUUUAAGAUGCUAAUUGCUAAGAUAUUAUUUUGAGUUUAAUUAUUUUUAAAGCUAAAUAUUUGUAAUUUUAUUGUUAAAGUGACUAAUUUCUAAAUCAGAGUUUGUGUAUAGAUUCACAAAAGUGGUUUAUGAGGUGUUUGGAUUGUAAUUAUUACUGAAUGGUUCUUUGAUAUGCAAAAUGAAUAUCAUGUUUAUUUUUAUUUUUGUUGGUUUUGUAUUUAAAUGGGGUGUUGAUUACAAUCUUUUUUUUCUUUCACUUCCUGAAUAAAGACCCAUUCUGUUUGGACACAA
This is a messenger RNA of Epinephelus lanceolatus (giant grouper), 7535 nucleotides long. It is a transcript of the gene cpeb2, whose product is annotated as cytoplasmic polyadenylation element binding protein 2. Gene Ontology annotation, biological process: negative regulation of cytoplasmic translation. Lineage: Eukaryota; Metazoa; Chordata; Actinopteri; Perciformes; Serranidae. The record is from RefSeq and is a predicted model, not a curated record. Gene Ontology annotation, cellular component: cytoplasm; nucleus; synapse. Gene Ontology annotation, molecular function: ribosome binding; mRNA 3'-UTR binding; mRNA regulatory element binding translation repressor activity.